Molecule: messenger RNA, 555 nt
Organism: Penicillium canescens
Lineage: Eukaryota; Fungi; Ascomycota; Eurotiomycetes; Eurotiales; Aspergillaceae
Exons: 1
Coding region: 1-555 (184 amino acids)
Source: RefSeq, a predicted model, not a curated record
AUGAUAGGAGUUGCACUGGGUAGCCCAGGCAUGAUCAACGAAGAUGAACCUUUACCGCCGCCUCGGUUCGAUACAGCAAUCUUCGAGCCAGAGCGAAUGACACAAAGCCCCCAGGCUUACAAACAGAGCAAGUGGAAGAAGAUUCGGGGAAUGUUCAGGGCAAAGAAUGCACUUACAUCGCCAUCAAAUCAACUACAUGGAAGCUUGGCUCAGCAACCCGAGAAGUCCAACAAGCCCAAGGAAAGGAAUAAUUCUUUGGAAGAGUGGCCGGCUUUUGAGGUAGACCCUAAGACAAUCAUGGGCGGCGUUAAUCAAAGCCCUCCACGUUCUCAGAAGUUUUCACUGAGCGGGAGGAAAGCGCCUCCAGAGGAACCACCCGUUCAAAGGCUGCUGAGUGUCGACAUCCCGGAUAUCCAAAUGGAGCGAUAUAGUGUCAUGUUCAGCGACGUUGUCAACAAGAACGAGAGACCUUCACUGCUGGCCAGAAGGGCAAAGAUAUUGGACAAUCUCCGUGUCCCGGACGCAAAUGUAGGACUUAUCCGAAAUAUGUCUUGA